Messenger RNA from Panicum hallii, 1180 nucleotides. RefSeq names its product PHD finger protein ALFIN-LIKE 9-like. The transcript is spliced from 5 exons. Lineage: Eukaryota; Viridiplantae; Streptophyta; Magnoliopsida; Poales; Poaceae. Gene Ontology annotation, biological process: regulation of DNA-templated transcription. The coding region runs from base 132 to 962 and encodes 276 amino acids. Gene Ontology annotation, cellular component: nucleus. The record is from RefSeq and is a predicted model, not a curated record. Gene Ontology annotation, molecular function: transcription coregulator activity; transcription cis-regulatory region binding; histone binding.
ACAACUCGCGUCCGCUUCUCUCUCCUCUCUUUUAAACCCUCCGCUCGAAGACACCACCCGGAAAUACGUCGGACUAAACGGCUGCAAAUCUUCUCCGGCAGCGGCACGAAUCCGGCAAUCCGACGCUCCGAAUGGACCCAGGGUACAACCCCAGGACGGUGGAGGAGGUGUUCCGGGACUUCAAAGGCCGCCGCGCAGGGAUAAUCCGCGCGCUCACCACCGAUGUGGAGGAUUUCUUCCAGCAAUGCGACCCGGAAAAGGAAAACCUGUGCCUGUAUGGGUUUCCCAAUGAGAAUUGGGAAGUAAAUUUGCCUGCAGAAGAGGUGCCACCUGAGCUCCCAGAGCCAGCAUUGGGCAUCAACUUUGCACGAGACGGAAUGCAAGAAAAAGAUUGGUUAUCCAUGGUUGCUGUGCACAGUGAUGCUUGGUUGCUUUCUGUUGCAUUUUACUUUGGUGCUCGAUUCGGUUUCGAUAGAAAUGACAGGAAGCGCCUGUUUGGUAUGAUUAACGAACUUCCCACGACUUUUGAAGUUAUUAGUGGGAAGAGUAAAAUCAAGGCACCACCGAGCAAUAAUAACCAUAGCAAUAGCAAAUCCAAGUCCAACAACAAAACGAAAUCAUCAGAGCCUAAGGUGAAGCAGCCAAAGCCGCCGCCGCCACCCCAGGUGAAGGCAGAAGACCCUGCCCCUGCAGAGGAAGGCCCAGCCGCCGACGAGGAAGAAGGUGGUGGCGGUGGUGUCAGCGAGGGUGAGCACGGGGAGACACUCUGCGGCGCAUGUGGGGAAAGCUACGGUCCUGACGAGUUCUGGAUCUGCUGUGACAUCUGCGAGAAGUGGUUCCAUGGCAAGUGCGUCAAGAUCACGGCAGCCAAGGCCGAGCACAUCAAGCAGUACAAGUGCCCGUCCUGCACGGGUGGCGGUGGUGGCAGCGGCGGCAGCAACAAACGAGCCCGCCCGUCCUAGGGGAAGUUGCAAUCGCAGUGUUGUAAACUUGUUUAAGUAGUUGGGUUGUGUAUUUCUGGCUGGCUGCUGUAACUCUAGCAUCCAUUCGUGUUAUUUUAGAGAGGAUUUCAUUUCGCAUUUGCUCUGAACAUUGCAUAAUCGUUACUGUUCCCUAUGGUCUGUGCAGAGGCCUCUGCAGCUUUGCUUGGCCAGUUUGGCCUUAGUGAUCGGAUUGUGUU